UAACAAUUGCAAACGCAUUAAAAGAUGAAAGUGUGGCUGUAUGGGAGAAUGCUUUGGAAGAACUGAGGAGUGCUGCGCCAACAAACAUCAGCGGAGUGGAUGACAGGGUAUACGGAUGUCUGAAGUGGAGCUACAACCAUUUGAAAGGUGAUGAAGUCAAGUCAUUGUUCUUCCUUUGUGGUUGGUUGAGCUAUGGCGAUAUUUCAAUGCAUCAAUUGUUGCAGUAUGCUAUGGGUUUGGAUUUGUUUGAGCACCUCAAGUCAUUGGAGCAAGCAAGAAAUAAACUAGUUACAUUGGUGAGAAUCCUCAAAGCCUCAAGCUUGUUACUUGACGGUGAAGAUCAUAGAGACGAUUUUGAAGAAGAAGCCUCAAGGUUGCUUUUCAUGGAUGCUGAUAACGAGUAUGUCAGGAUGCAUGAUGUUGUUCGUGAUGUUGCCAGAAAUAUUGCAUCCAAGGAUCCUCAUCGAUUUGUAGUCAGAGAAGAUGUUGAAGAAUGGUCAGAGACUGAUGGAUCCAAAUACAUCUCUUUAAAUUGCAAAGAUGUGCAUGAGCUUCCUCACAGGUUGGUAGGCCCGAAACUUCAAUUUUUUCUAUUGCAGAACGGUCCUUCCUUGAAAAUCCCACACAAAUUUUUUGAAGGGGUGAACCUACUCAAAGUUUUAGACUUGUCUGAAAUGCAUUUCACAACACUACCUUCAACGCUUCAUUCCCUUCCAAAUCUUCGAACAUUACGUCUAGACAGGUGCGAGUUGGGAGACAUAGCUCUAAUUGGAGAGCUAAAGAAACUACAAGUUCUUAGCAUGGUGGGUUCCGAUAUUCAACAAUUGCCUAGUGAAAUGGGGCAGUUGACGAAUCUAAGGUUGUUGGAUUUGAAUGAUUGUGAGAAGCUCGAAGUAAUUCCACGAAAUAUCUUAUCAAGCCUGUCUCGAUUAGAAUGUUUGUGCAUGAAAUCUAGCUUUACUCAAUGGGCAGCUGAAGGAGUUAGUGAUGGAGAAAGCAAUGCUUGUUUAUCGGAGCUGAAUAAUUUGCGUCAUUUGACAACUGUAGAGAUACAAGUACCAGCUGUCAAGUUGCUGCCAAAAGAAGACAUGUUCUUUGAGAACUUGACAAGAUAUGCGAUAUUUGUAGGCAAAUUUCGGCCGUGGAAAACAAAUUAUAAAACAUCAAAAACAUUAAAGCUCAGACAGGUUGAUAGAAGCUCGCUUUUAAGGGGUGGAAUUGACAAGUUGUUGAAGAAAACUGAAGAACUAAAGUUGAGUAAAUUGGAAGAAGUAUGUCGUGGCCCAAUUCCCAUAAGGUCUUUGGAUAACCUUAAAACUUUAGAUGUGGAGAAAUGUCAUGGAUUGAAAUUUCUCUUUUUACUUUCCACAACCAGAGGCCUUUCCCAAUUAGAAGAAAUGACAAUAGAAGAUUGCAAUGCCAUGCAGCAAAUAAUCGCAUGUGAAGGGGAGUUCGAAAUAAAAGAAGUUGAUCAUGUUGGGACCAACUUGCAGCUGCUCCCUAAAUUACGAUUUUUAAAACUUGAGGAUCUACCGGAGCUCAUGAACUUCGAUUUCUUCAGCUCUGAUUUGGAAACGACAUCGCAAGGAAUGUGUUCCCAAGGCAAUCUUGAUAUCCACAUGCCAUUUUUCAGUUAUCAGGUUUCAUUCCCUAAUUUGGAGAAGUUGGAACUCACUAAUCUUCCCAAAUUGAAGGAGAUAUGGCAUCACCAACCUUCACUUGAGUCAUUCUACAAUUUGGAGAUCCUUGAAGUGUUCUAUUGUUCAUGUCUGCUUAAUCUUAUCCCAUCUUAUUUGAUACAAAGGUUCAACAAUUUGAAAAAAAUAGACGUCUAUGACUGCAAAGUCCUAGAAUAUGCGUUUGAUCUUCAAGGACUUGAUGAAAAUGUUGAAAUCCUCCCAAAGUUAGAAACCUUGAAGUUACAAAGACUACCUAGGCUAAGGUAUAUUAUAUGCAAUGAGGACAAGAAUGAUGGUAUGAGGUGUCUUUUCUCUUCUCCAAUGCUCAUGGAUUUUCAAAACCUCAAAUGUCUAUCCAUCCAAGAUUGUGCAUACGAAAACAAUGAAGAGGGACAUGUUAAUACUCCUAUAGAAGAUAUAGUGCUCUUCGGCGAAAAGGUUUCGUUCCCUAACUUAGAGGAGUUAAAACUUGUUGAUCUUCCCAAGUUGAAGAUGAUAUGGCAUCACCAACUUUCACUUGAAUUCUUUUGCAAGUUACAAAUAUUAAGUGUGCAUAAUUGUUCAAGUCUAGUCAAUCUUGUUCCAUCUCAUUUGAUACAAAGCUUCCAGAAUUUGAAAGAGGUAAAUGUGUAUGAUUGUAAAGCCCUAGAAUCUGUGUUUGAUUAUCGAGGAUUUAAUGGAGAUGGUGGAAUCCUCUCAAAAAUAGAAAUAUUGAAGUUGGAGAAACUACCUAGACUAAGGCUCAUUAUAUGCAAUGAAGACAUUAAUGACAACAUGAGCUAUCUUUUAUCACCUUCCAAGUUCAAGGAUUUUUACCAACUCAAAGAGCUACAUAUCAUUGAUUGUGGGAUGCUUUUGGAUGAAGAGGUUUCAUGUCCUCCUAAUUUGGAAGUGUUGGUUCUAGAAAGUCUUCCCAAUUUGAAGGAGAUCGAUGUUGGGAUCUUCGCAAAGUUAAAAAUCCUAAGAUUAGAGAAACUACCUAGGCUAAGAUAUACAUUUGCUUCCCAAUUCAAGAAUUGUCACAAUCUCAAAGAGCUACACAUCAUAGAUUGUCGGAUGGAAGACGGGAGAGAUGUCAAUACUCUUAGUGAUGAUGUAGUUCUCUACAAUGAGAAGGCUUCAUUCCUUGAAUCAAGAGCCUCCACUGUGAACAAAAUUAUGGAUGCCUUAAGAGAUGACAAUAUCAACUUGAUAAGAGUAUGGGGCACGGCCGGUGUGGGCAAAACAACACUGCUGAAACAAGUGGCUCAACAAGCUAAGCAACAGCAGUUGUUCACCAAACAAGCCUAUAUGGAUGUAUCCUGGACUCGAGACUCGGAUAAACUUCAAGGAGUUGCUGAACUUCAACAAAAAAUUGCAAAAAAGGUGUUGGGCUUCCCAUUUGGUUGCAGGAUGAAUCCAGAAUAGCGGAUGAACUGAAGCGGGGACUGAUGAGGCAAGGGAAGAUCCUUAUUAUCUUAGAUGAUAUUUGGACGGAAGUUGAUUUGGUGAAAGUAGGAAUUCCUUUUGAAGGUGAUGAGACGCAAUGCAAAAUAGUGUUGGCUUCGAGAGAUGGAGACGUAUUAUGCAAAGACAUGGCGCACAAAUAUGUUUUCAGGUGGAACCUUUGCCACCAGAAGAAGCUUGGAGUUUUUUUAAGAAGACAUCAGGUGAUUCCGUGGAAGAGGAUCUUGAACUGCGACCCAUAGCCAUUCAAGUGGUUGAAGAGUGUGAGGGUCUACCAAUUGCAAUUGUAACAAUUGCGAAGGCAUUAAAAGAUGAGACCGUGGCUGUAUGGAAGAAUGCCUUGGAACAACUCAGGAGUUGUUCACCAACAAACAUUAGAGCAGUGGAUAAGAAGGUUUACUCAUGUUGGAGUGGAGCUACACCCAUUUGAAGGGUGAUGACGUUAAGUCGUUGUUCUUACUUUGUGGUAUGCUGGGCUAUGGUGAUAUUUCAUUGGAUCUCUUGUUUCAAUAUUGUAUGGGUUUGGAUUUGUUUGACCACAUGGAGCCAUUGGAGCAAGCAACAAAUAAACUAGUUACAAUGGUGGAAA
Messenger RNA from Vitis riparia (riverbank grape), 3714 nucleotides. Its product is annotated as disease resistance protein At4g27190-like. NCBI's taxonomy places the organism in Eukaryota, Viridiplantae, Streptophyta, Magnoliopsida, Vitales, Vitaceae. Gene Ontology annotation, molecular function: ADP binding; protein binding. The record is from RefSeq and is a predicted model, not a curated record. Bases 207 to 3086 code for a protein of 959 amino acids. The transcript has 6 exons.